Messenger RNA from Parnassius apollo (apollo), 786 nucleotides. NCBI's taxonomy places the organism in Eukaryota, Metazoa, Arthropoda, Insecta, Lepidoptera, Papilionidae. The record is from the annotation of a GenBank genome assembly.
AUGCGCUCGAAAAUAUUUGAUGAUGCCGAAAUCGAACGACUACGACGUGAGGCUAUUCCAUCGUCGAAUGAAUCGGCUAUGGCUGGAGAUGCAGCUCCACACGCGACAGACCAGCAUCCACACGUGGAAGCCGCCAUGGAUCUUCCAGUUGCGGUUGAUUCGAACGAAGAUGAAAUAGUCUCCCACGAAUUAGAGCAAAUGAGGAGUUUAUUGAAAGAGGCGAUUUUGGAAACACGCAGCACCCCUCUCGAAAAUCGACCGCGACUUCCCCGCAUACCCAUAAGCAAGCGAAAUCGAGCUGUCGUGAGGGCUCUUAACCCAAGGCUGGUGACAUAUUUGGAAGCCAGCCGGGACCUUUGCAAGACGGACUCAAUUCUUUUUGGCGCCGCAGUGGCAGUUUGCCGUAUUAUUGGCGCCAAACUUCCCAUAGCUGGACGCGCUACUACACAAAGUAGCGCCAUCCCAGCCUGGAGAAAAAGAAUCGAGGACCGUAUCGCAAAGGCAAGGGCCCUUAUCGGCAGACUGACAAGCUUCAGGUCGGGUAAUAUUAGACCGAGGAUUGUGCGAACCGUUAGGAUGGCGUUUGCUGGGACAAAUAUCAGUUUAUCCCAGCCGGAUACCACGCAGAAACUAACGGAGCGCAUAGACGACCUGAAGCAAAAGAUCGCUGCUUGGAGGAAGCGGAUUCGACGAUUUACCGAGAGGUCAAGGCGGUUCAACCAGAAUUGUCUCUUCCAGAGUGAUCAGAAGAGGCUCUAUAAAUCAUUGGAGCGACCAAAGGUAUGA